GACCAGAUAGGGGGCGUUGAUAACUGGCCUUGGUGACCCUGAGCCACCGUCUGCCUCCGUCUGUGAUCCCGCUGUGCCACACUGCUCUCCCCUCCCGCCGUCCCAUGCUCUCCAGUCUCGGCACUGUCAGCCGCUCGCAGUAGGGCUGGAUUAGGCAGGUGUUAGUACUUCAGUUCAUCACAAGUGAUGACAAGCAUCCCUGACCAUCUCUGACUGAGCAGAUACUCUGAUCUGAGCCCUUCCUGCCCUGGGUAGCAGUUUGGUGCCUGGGUUUGCUGGGCCUGCAUUUCCAGACAUGCGUGCAGGCUCUGAAAGGCGCCCAGGCAUGGAGCUCGCCUCACUCAACUCUAACUUUCUGCAUUUGUUUAGGGAGCGCUUUCUGAAGACGUGGCCAUGCAGCAUGUCAGCAGCUCCCAGAGCAGCCAACGCCACGUCCAGUGGCCCAGGGCCUGCCCCGGCGUGGGCAAGGAGCCGCCAGCUUGUUCCCAGCUGCCCCCACCCCUCACGCUGCCAUCCCCCGGCUACCAUCUGCAGCCACUGAUGGAUGGGUCAGGACUCACCCAGAUCGCCCAGGGGGCCCAGGUUCAGCUCCAGCACGCGGGCACACCCAUCACGGUCCGAGAGCGGAGACUCUCCCAGCCCCACACACAGUCAGGGGGCACCAUCCACCACCUGGGACCCCAGAGCCCUGCGGCUGCCGGUGGGGCCGGCCUGCAGCCCCUGGCCAGCCCAAGCCACAUCACCACGGCCAACCUGCCACCUCAGAUCAGCAGCAUCAUCCAGGGCCAGCUGGUCCAGCAGCAGCAGGUGCUGCAGGGGCCGCCGCUGCCCCGAUCCCUGGGCUUCGAGAGGACGCCCAGCGUACUGCUGCCUGGGGCUGGGGGCGCAGCGGGGUUUGGGAUGACCUCCCCACCCCCGCCCACCAGCCCUUCCAGGACUGCCGUGCCCCCAGGCCUUUCCAGCCUGCCACUCACGUCUGCGGGGAACAUGGGAGUGAAGAAGGCUCCCAAGAAGUUAGAGGAGAUUCCCCCAGCCUCUCCGGAGAUGGCACAGAUGAGGAAGCAGUGCCUGGACUAUCAUUACCAGGAGAUGCAGGCUCUGAAGGAGGUCUUCAAGGAGUAUUUGAUUGAACUGUUUUUCUUGCAACAUUUUCAAGGGAAUAUGAUGGAUUUCUCAGCUUUCAAGAAGAAACAUUAUGCCCCAUUACAAGCGUAUCUUAGGCAGAAUGAUUUGGACAUUGAAGAAGAGGAGGAGGAGGAGCAGGAGCACUCCAAAGUCAUUGAUGGCGAGGUAAAAGUUGUGGCCAGAAUUCACAGGCAGCCUGGCACUCCUGUGGCGACGGCAAACCAGCUUCCGCCAAGGGCUCCUGCGGCCUUUUCACCCCAGCCGCUGCCGCUCGAGGUACUUCCCAGUGGCCCCACAGUGCAGAUCCCCAGACUUUCCUCACUUGGAUUUGGGGACUCAAUGUUAUGUGGCAGAACCCAGAGCCCCAGGCAGCCGCCUCUGUACUGUCUGUCUCUGUGGACUGGAAUCACUACUCGAGGGCCUCAGGUAAGAGGAAUCAUGGAGCAUUCGUCCCUCUGUGCUGUCGUAUUCAGCAUGGUGUCUUCAGAGUUCAUCCACGCUGGCCCCUGCAGCAGAAUCGCCUUCCUUUGUAAGGCUGAAUGUGUUCCGUGCUGUGGGCAGGCUGCAUGUGCUCCAUCUGUGGGUGGCACUUGGGUUGCUUCCACGCCGGCUGUGGUGAACCGUGCUGCCGUGAAGACGGGCGUACAGAUCUCUUCGGGUUCCUGCUUUCAGUUCUCUGGGGCACAUACCCAGAGUGGGGUAGCUGGGUCACAAAGUGAGUCUGCGUUUAACUUGUUUAGGGAAGUCCGCACCAUUUUCAUAGCAGCUGCACCAUUUUACACCCCACCAGCAAGAAUGAGGUUUCUUUCUCCACAUCCUUGCCAACGUGUGUACAUUUUUUUAUAGUGGCCACCCUUAUAGGUGUGCUGUAUGCUUUAUGAUGCAAUAGAAAAAUAUUACUGAAUACGUGUGUUCGUAUGGCUGAAGACAUUCCGAGUUUCAGUUGGUUAGUCAGCACUGUUGAUGGUUCAGAACUGACUAGUGAGGGGGGAGGCAUUUGAAAGAACAACUUAACUCACAGCAACAAAUGGCACUGGUGACAUAUGCGGAAUCCUAUAGGAAGAGUGUGGAGGGACAGAUGGGCUGCUGGGAGCAGGGUGCAGGCUGUGGGGUGGUGCAGGGUGCUGCGCCUGUGGCCGGCAGCAGACGCAAGGACCCACACGGAAGGCAGGCUGCUCUGCCCACCCUUCCCACGUCACGUUCUUAAUGCAAAUACAUAUGGGGCUUCCUGUACCUGGAGAUGUGAAUUCCAUGAAAAUGGAAGCAUUUAGGAGGCAGUGAACACUGGCUCCCACAGGUAGGUAGCAGUUACCCAGCAUGACGCCAGCUUGCAGACAAAAAGGAAACUGUGCAAGCCUUCUAGCAGUGUAUUUCCCAACGUUUUUCAUUUUGACUAAGUCAACAAAUAUGUGCCGAAUGGCUUCUGUGGGCUCACGGG
Molecule: messenger RNA, 2563 nt
Organism: Sapajus apella (tufted capuchin)
Lineage: Eukaryota; Metazoa; Chordata; Mammalia; Primates; Cebidae
Product: putative EP400-like protein
Exons: 5
Coding region: 394-1971 (525 amino acids)
Source: RefSeq, a predicted model, not a curated record